Bombina bombina (fire-bellied toad) is the source of this 2365-nucleotide messenger RNA. Its product is annotated as U3 small nucleolar RNA-associated protein 14 homolog A-like. Gene Ontology annotation, biological process: rRNA processing. The record is from RefSeq and is a predicted model, not a curated record. NCBI's taxonomy places the organism in Eukaryota, Metazoa, Chordata, Amphibia, Anura, Bombinatoridae. Gene Ontology annotation, cellular component: small-subunit processome; nucleolus.
UACUAUUUUUAACAUUUUAAAGUGCUCUUUCUUACAUCUGACUUUUUUUUUUUUUAAAGCUUAGUUUCCCUCAUAUGCAUUAAUCUGAAGCAUUUACAUAUGUGGUGUUUUUCAGGCAUUGGAGAGAAGAUAAGUCUUUCUGAUCUCAUUGAUCCAAUACAGAAAGCCAGCUCACUUGCCCAUGUAAAGAGACAACUGAACAAAGUCAAUCAGACAAAGAGUGAAGAACUACCUCUUAGCAAAGAAGAGACUCAGAGAGCACGCACACCUCUUGAGCUGGAAGUAUUUAAUAUCCUUCAUAAGAACAAACAACCAAUAACCAACCCAUUACUGACUCCUGUGGAAGAGGCAGCUUUGAAAGCCAUGAGUGUAGAAGAGGCAAAGCUUCGUCGAGCAGAGCUGCAGAAAGCAAGAGUCCUGCAGUCUUUUUAUGAGUCGAAAGCAAGACGUGAAAAGAAAAUUAAAAGCAAAAAGUACCACAGACUACUUAAAAAAAGCAAACAAAAAGCAGCUCUGAAGGCAUUUGAAGAAUUGAAAAAAACAAAUCCAGAAGCUGCUCUAGAGGAAUUACAGAAACUGGAGAGAUCCCGUAUGGAGGAGAGAAUGACCCUAAAGCAUCAGAACAAAGGCAAAUGGGCGAAGUCCAAAGCCAUAAUGGCAAAAUACGAUGAAAGUGCACGCAAAGCAAUGCAAGAGCAACUAGAGCAGAACAAGGAGCUUACUAGAAAGAUUGAGAUUGUGUCCAGCAGUGAAGACAACGAAGAUGCAGAAGAUGAAAUAAUUCCUGCCUUUGUUAAUGAUGCCCAAAUGAAUCUUGAAGGUCCAAACCCAUGGAUGACUGGAAAGCUGAGCAGUGAAGCAAAGGAUUCUGGGAACGAAGCCGCUGUUACAGACACACAACCUUCUCAGUUAAUCACAGAUAAUCCUGAUGAGCAAGAUGUGAAAAUUGAUUCUGAGGAGGAUCUAUCAGAAGAAGAAGAAGAGGUUUUGCUUCAAGAGUUUGAGGAAAAAAGAAGACUGAGAAAAGCAGAAGAAGUAGAAGACUCCAAUAAACCAAUGACUUCGGAAAAGCUCUGUGAUGCAGAGGCCGAUAUUGGAGAGGAUCAGGUAUCUCAGUUCAACCACCUUUUCCAGAGACUUUUAGAACAGAAUAAAGAAACCAAAAGCACAGCUAGCCCACAGAGGGGAGAUGAUGAAUCGUCUGAAUCUGAAAACGAAGAAGGGGAAGAAGAUCCGUUGCUAACUGAGCGUCUGGAAAGGAAACAGACUCUUGAAGAAGUCAGUGCUCUUGGAGGAGAAGAAUGGGAAGAUGAACCCAUUCAACAGAAGGUGCAAUCCUGUAAAAAGAAGGCACCAAAAGAAGCAACACAACCUAACAAGUCAGAGCAGGCUGGGAAACCAAAGCUUAUUGACAACAGUGAGGUUCUUCCUGUAAAAGCUCAGAGGAUCAAAAUACCUUUGCUUCCCACCACUGUGGAGGAAGAGGAGGAGGAGGACGGUGAUGUUGAUCAGAAGAUGAUUAUUCACGAAGCAUUUGCUGGAGAUGAUGUCAUCAGGGACUUCCUGACAGAGAAGCGUAGUGCUGAAGAUGCUGGGAAACCGAAGGACAUCAAUCUAGUGCUGCCUGGUUGGGGAGAGUGGGGUGGAACUAAUCUUAAAGUCAGCAAGAAGAAACGUAGAAAGUUUAUUAUCAAAGCUCCUCCCGCUCCUCCUAGGAAAGACCAGCGACUUCCAAAUGUCAUUAUAAAUGAGAAGAAGAACAUUAUGGUGGCUGCCCAUCAGGUAAACGAACUCCCGUUUCCAUUCUGCACUAAAAAUCAAUUUGAGAGCACCAUCCGCGCACCUAUUGGUAAUACAUGGAACACACAGAGGUCUGUCCAGAAAAUGACUGCUCCUCGGCUUAUUACUAAAAAAGGCCACAUCAUUAAACCCAUAACCGAAGAGGUUUUCCAGAAGAAUACAACAACCAAAAAGCCAGAAGUUGAACUCUUCAAGCCAAAACCUCAGUCUAAGCAUCAUCCUCACAAAGGACAGAAGAGGAAAAAGCAGGCACCAUAAGUUUUAUUAAUGAGUGAGGUGCUUGUAAAGUUUUCCGGGACAGUAGACUUGGGGCAUAUAGCAAACAGAUUUGUAACAUACCAUCCUUAAAACUGAAAUGUGCACAGUGAGGCCCAUUGCCAUCAGGGCCAAAAGACAAGUUUAAGACUGUAAUUUUCAGCAAAGAACUUUUGUGGAAGAUAAUGAUCACCUAAAACUUGGAUAUUUGAUAGAGAAUGGGAAAUCACUGUAUAUACACAUUUCAAUGGUUGUAAUAGUUAUGUACCCUGGUUAAUCGGGAUUCAUAAAAAUAUAUUUUUAAGUGUAA